Symbiodinium necroappetens is the source of this 5506-nucleotide messenger RNA. NCBI's taxonomy places the organism in Eukaryota, Dinophyceae, Suessiales, Symbiodiniaceae. The record is from the annotation of a GenBank genome assembly.
GUUCAUAGAGUGGGGCCGGGAUCAUUCCACUGCAGUUUUCCCGGUGACCCUCGAUUUUGCCAUAAGCUUUCUUAAACCCCUUGCUGCCAGCAAGCAGUGCAGUGCCAUCAGAGAGACGCUUGAAACUUUCAAUUUCCUUCAGCAUGUUGUGGGCAUGAAAGUUGAGCCUGGUAUCAUUGCCAACCCGUGGGUCAAGGGCGCCGUGCGAGGAGCCAACAUAAGGACGUCGGACCCCCGCAGGUCGAGGGUCCUCACAACGUCCGAGGUGCUUCUUCUUGAGACCGCCCUCAUCGAGGGGCAUCAUGAUCGUGUGGAUCGGUAUGCAAUCGGUGCUUUCUUGUUCCAGCUCUACGCACGGGCGAGGGUCUCUGAUCUUCGCAACAUUUCCAAGCUAGAACUGGACCUGAACGACGGUGCUGGUUUCAUCGAGAUUCGCACUUACGAGCACAAGAAUUCUAGGACCUAUCCUCCCGAGGCUAUCGAGCGACUACAGCUGGAGUGGGGAUGCGACCGAUGCCAACGCUACUCCUCUCAGCUGGACAUCCAAGGAAAGACUCAGGAGUCCUACGCCCGUGAGGUUCAGGCGCAGCCUCUACGUGACCUGGUGGAGUGCAUCGUCGCCAUCCGGCGAGGCCUGUUCCACCCAGACCGGACGCGCAGCGGCAUGGUCACUCAAGGCGCUCUGGGAUCUCAUUUCAAGUUCGGUGGAAUCGAUGCACACGACUUUGUGUGUGCUCCUCCCUCCGAUUCGGCCCCAGCUAGUGCACGUGAGCCUGCACCAGCGGAGGCCCCUCAAGGCUCGCCGCCCGAGGAAGCGGGGUCUCCCACCAAGGAUGGGGAAGCUUCUUCGGGCUUCCAGGAUGACGUGGCUGAUCCCCAGAGUGAAGAGUCCGAGAGUUCUGGUGAUUCCGAAGGGGACACCGUUUAUGAGAAUUUUGGUAAAGGGAUCACACAAGAUGCGAUCCCGGAUGUGAAUAUGGGCCCAGAUCUUGACAUCUUUCAAAACCCGAAAACCAAGAGCUUGCAUGCGCGGGCGAAGGGCUCGACUGGCAAGCUGAUCUGCGGCCGAUCACUUGACAAUAUGAAGACCUUUCAAGGAGCCCUCAACUCUUUCCUGGCCAAGAAGCAGGGAAGGUCGGUUCGGCGGGACCGGGCAUCCUUGGUGAAUGGCACCAGGGCCGUUGAGCUGACAAUCGUGGGCAAGGCCUGCGGCACCAUGGCUCAGACUUUGGUUGAAUCCAAAGCUGUUUUCCUGGAGCGGGCUAGCCGGGUGGGGCUGCCUGAUGAGGCCGUCAAAAGGCUCGUGGAUCAGGGCAUCGACACGAUGUCGAAGCUAGCCUUCGCUCCGUGUCAGCCAGGCGAGACUCCGUCCGAGGAGUCGUUGACCGGCCUGAUUCAGACCGAAGGAGCAGAGCCGUCCAGGGGCUCGAUCGCGGCAGUUCGCCAUUUGGUUUUUGAAGCGCAGACCUUACUAGUGAGCCAGACCAAAGCCCUGGUCGAAAACCGGGAAGCAGAAACCAAAGAUCUUGCGCCGGCUGAGCGCAGGGAGAGGAUAAAAACCCAAUCGCAGCGAUUGGCAGGCAUCACCAUGGCAGGUCAGAGUGAGUGCAGUUUCGCAUCCUACGACUUAUGUAUGAAAUUGCUCACUGAGAACUGUGUUUCUUACCUGGCGCCAUCGAAAUGUAUCACGCGGGAGGCUGAGCUGCGUGCUGACAAACCUCGCAAGGAGCUCGACCUCCAGCACUCGACUCUCAUUGUCAAAGAGAGAGAGCCUGAUCAAGUGUGCGAUACCUCAACUGCCCUCAGCCUCCAUCAUGCCCUUCACCGCCGCAGCCUCGCCCUGGACUUAAUCGGGGAGCCUGCCGCAGGCAGUCGUGCCACUACCGUCCAACAAAUUCUGUUGGCCGACCGUGCUGCCUGGCUUCGCCUCUCAGAGCUCACGCCGGAUGGGAUUAGGCGCGACGAAGCCGGCCGGCUCCCGCUUGAUCCUCUGUGGAAGCGACUUGAGACGGACCCCAAGGUCAUUUUUCACCUUCUCCCCCGUGAGGGUAGCACCACGGCUACAGCUAAGCGCACCGGUGAGCACCUUGGAGAUUCCGAAACCCCCUCUCCAGGCCAGAAGCAGCGCAAAGGCAAAGGCAAGGGGAAAACUAAGACCCAGAAGGAGCCUGCCAACCUGCCCGAGGAGCUUAAAGGCUUGUCCUCCUGGACCAAGACCGGCAAACGCCGUUGUUGGGGCUUCAAUAUGCAGGUCGGAUGCGCCAAUGCAAAGGAUGAUGUGGAUGCCGCUGGAGUGGCCUUGGAGGCUGCCCCCGCGACCGAUCAGCUGCCCUGGCAUGAUACGGUUUUUCACCAUUGCCAGCACGGUGGACAGCGGGCCAAGCUCACCCGCCUGCGCCACAACAUCCCGCUGAUGUCCGAGCUUGCCCUCCUGUGCCCGGGCGAAUCUCCUGAGCAUCGUCAUCUACCAUGGACUCGCGGCCCCGAAGGGUUUGCCACUGCUGAUGAGAAGGUUUAUCCUCUUGUGCUGUGCCGCCGCAUCGCCGACAUAGUCCGGCGUUCAGUUGCCGCCAUGGGCAUUCAACUGCCCCCUCUUGCCCUCGAGCCUGGCGCCUCGUCCCCUGCCCAUGAAGCCCAGGCCGCUGCUGGCCACCAGCCUGCUGGCAAAAAGUUACCACCCCUUGUGCCCGAAUUCCGCCAAGUGCUGGUACUUCAGAGCCCUCGCCCUCUGCUCGUGGGCGUCCGCAAGCUUGAUACGACCUUCGACAUCCCAGCAGAUGUUUCUUGCACUUCUGCCAUCAAGACCUUGCCUGCCGGUACCCGUGUCCUCCGGCACAGUGUUGUGGGGCAUCCCGGUGCCGCCGAGGACCCGUGCCCAGCCGUUGACUCGAGCCACGACCCCCUUGAGAUGGGGCCCGAGGAAUUUUCGCACUACGGAUUGCAACUUGGCACCACUGCUACCGACUCCUCCUGGCGUGAAAGCAUCAGUCAUUUGUGUGAUCUUCUCCGAUCCGACCCCUUAGCCAGGGGAGGCUUAGGCAGUGACGAGCUCUCUUGGACAUGCGGGGCCUACACGCAUGCCAAUGUUGUGGGCCUCCGGAAGAACACUUCCUCACACCCCAAUGUGUGCAAGUUCCUGUGCGAGUAUGUUCGGAGGGUCGCACCCGGCCAUCCAUUCACAUCUAUCAUGCUGGGUAGAAACCUUCAGGGUGACGUUCACAUCGACAAGAACAAUGCCGUAGGGCUACCCAAUGCUGUGCUCAAGAUCUCCAACUUCGACAAGGGAGGCAUCUGGGUAGAGAGCCCGGAAGGAACAGUCAGGUGCCCUUCCCCAAAUCAUCCUGAUGCCCUGGGAGAAGUCAUUGAUUUCCGUAACGACAGGAUUUUCUUCAGUCCGGACUGCAGGCACUGCCAGGCCCCGUGGGAUGGGGGACCUCGAAUAGUUUUGGUUGCCUAUACCAUCCGCAACUUCGAGAAGCUGGGGACGGAACACGGGCGUCGCCCCUCGGAGCUCGGUUUCUGCUUACCUGCAUCGGAAUUGCCGACCUCCCCGGGCAACGUGGGACACCCAGUGCACACGGAUCUGCGUGGCAGGGUUCCCGACAGGCACAUCCUGGAUGGGAUCCCGGAAGAGACCAAACGUGCCGUGGAUCAGCUGGCGAGUCUUUCCCUCAGCGAGAUUGGAACUCAUCGCACUGAGGCUCUUAGGAAGUGGAUUGGUCGUGCUCGAGAACUGGAGGAACAGGAGGAGGCAAACCGCGAGACAAUGCCCCAACAUUGUGCCAAGGUACUAGGUCGGAAGCGCCUCGUUCUUUUCGAGGAGAUGCUGUGCGAAUGCGGCCACGAGGACACAUCGAUUGCUCGAGACAUCGGCCAGGGGUUUGAUCUCAGUGGUGCUAUCCCUAGGAAUCCUGCUGUCCGCGCAAAGCGAUCGACAGCAUCCCUCCCCGAAUCCGAGUUGCGUCGCACCGCGACGGUGACACGGGAGGCUACUCUCCUAGCCACCAAGAGCUCGGGCGACCCAGAGCUUGACCUCGCUCUCUGGGAGGCCACACAAAAGGAGGUGGACCGGGGAUGGUUACGUGGACCGGUCAACCCCCGGUCUCUAGAUCCGGAGGCGGUUAUCUCGCGGCGUUUCGGGAUCUGGCAGGGAGACAAGUGCAGACCGAUAGAUGAUUUCCGGGCUUCGGGAGUCAAUGCUACCACGUCAGCGGAGGACUCGGUUACCGUCCACUCUGCGGACACCAUUGCUGCCUCCAUUGCCUACAGGUUGAAGGUGGAUGGCAAAUGCCGCCGAUACGGUGGGCUCGAGAUGAAGUCGUACGAUCUCCACAAGGCCUACAAGAACCUUCCCCUUAGUACCGGGGCGGUGGAAAUUGCUUACCUCUCGGUGUACAACCCACACAAGAAGACUGCCGAGGUCUUCGAGCAAUGCGUGCUGCCCUUCGGGGCACGCGCCUCUGUGCACUCCUUUUGCAGGACUUCGCUCGGGAUAUGGACUGCCGGAGUCCAGAUACUACUCCUGGCAUGGUCGGUAUAUUACGAUGACUUUGUGAGUUGCGAGGUCCCGCCACUUACGAGGAUUUCCGACUUGUGUGCGGAGUCUCUGUUCCGCUUACUGCAAUGGGACACGUCUCCGGACAAGCCCACGACCUUCGGAAGCAUCGCUAAAGUCUUGGGCCUGGAGUUCGACCUAGGAGACACGCGUCUUGGGCGUUUCUACAUGCGGAACACAGCCAGCAGGCGUGAUGAGCUUCGCGGCAACAUUAGCAGUAUCCUCGAGCAGGGAAACCUGCCCAGGAAGGAGUGCGAGAGACUUCGGGGAAGGCUUCAGUUUGCAUCCAACCAGAUUGCGGGAAAGCGAGCCGGCAGGGCCUUCAAAGUUUUGACGAAGCAUCUCAUCAGCAACCGUUCGGCGUUGGGCGAUGAUCUAAAGAUCGCUUUGCUCUUCCUGCGUGACUGCUUUCUGGACGGGCCGCCAAGAUCCUUGAAUGCGAAUAUCCUUCAUCUCUGGCACAUUUACGUGGAUGCUUCCUGUGACGACAACAAAGUCGGCCUGGGAGGCGUGCUUGUUUCAGAGCAGGGAUCAAUGGUUGCAUACUUCAGUGAGUGGGCGGCCGACGAGCUGAAAGAGAUCGUCGCUCCUACUAGCAAGAAUCCGAUCUUUGAGUUCGAGUGCUUGGCAGUGCUGCUUGCCGUCAAAACUUGGACGGGCCUGAUAAGCGGCUGCAAUCUGGUAAUCUUUUCUGACAACGAGGGCACAAAAGCUUGCCUGGUCAAAGGAUCUUCCGACAACGAGGUGGGCAUGGCCAUCGUUGACAGUGUCCACAAAUCACUGGACGAUGCGGGCUGCAACGCAUGGUUCGAAAGGGUAAACACCGCUUCGAAUAUCUCGGACGGGCCAUCGAGGGGUGAACAGUCUGAAAGCCUGGGAGUACGUUUCGUGACAGAUGCGACUUCAGUCGCGCGAUCAGCGCUGGUUCCAUGGGGUGUCGUCAACGCAUGA